AUGACCAAUAACAUAAUUCCCCGACUUGUUGUGCAUAUGAGCAUCGGCGCGACAAUCCUCGGUACCUUCCCGAAUAAGAUCAUGCGCUCUGUCCGCAAUGAUGCCAUGUUGGAUAUGACUAGGUACAUAUCGCGUGGCACCCGUUUGGGGUCGUCGCUUGAAAGGGCCCACGACUCAUCAUACGAGACGACCGGGAGCCGAUACUCGGGACACGGCUUGCAGAUCGCGGCAAAGGCGUUCAAGGUCAAAGCAAAACUCUCAAAACGUCAUGAUAAAGUCUCAAUACGCCUCCAGGAUGUGGCGCUUCUAGGGUCUUGGCGUCCCCUCGAGUUCCUUUGGGAACGUUAG
Messenger RNA from Penicillium samsonianum, 348 nucleotides. RefSeq lists its product as uncharacterized. The coding region runs from base 1 to 348 and encodes 115 amino acids. NCBI's taxonomy places the organism in Eukaryota, Fungi, Ascomycota, Eurotiomycetes, Eurotiales, Aspergillaceae. The transcript is spliced from 2 exons. The record is from RefSeq and is a predicted model, not a curated record.